AUGCUGCUGGAGAAUCAGGCGGAGGAGACAGAAAAGGAGACAGAAGAGGAGACAGAGAAGGAGACAGAGAAGGAGACAGAGGAGACAGAGAAGGAGACAGAGAAGGAGACAGAGAAGGAGACAGAGAAGGAGACAGAGAAGGAGACAGAGAAGGAGACAGAAGAGGAGACAGAGAAGGAGACGGUGGAGGCCUCUUGUCUCCUAGCCCCUCACCACCUGCGCAGACACCCCAAACAAACUGCACAUACACAGCAACUAUACAAGCAGCAGCAGCAGCAGCAAGAGCAGCAGAAGCAGCAGCAGAAGCAGCAGCAGCAGCAGAAGCAGCAGCAGAAGCAGCAGUGA
This is a messenger RNA of Eimeria mitis, 345 nucleotides long. RefSeq lists its product as uncharacterized. The record is from RefSeq and is a predicted model, not a curated record. The transcript has 2 exons. Lineage: Eukaryota; Apicomplexa; Conoidasida; Eucoccidiorida; Eimeriidae. The coding region runs from base 1 to 345 and encodes 114 amino acids.